CCUACAAUGACAUCAGUGGGCUGCAAGCAUUACUGCUGGCUUGUACAGAGCUUCGCAGCUUGAACAUCAGUGGCAUCCACGUUCAUACACAGGAUUUAACAGCUACCCCAUACAGCAGUCUGGCAGCUUUGUUAGCUUUAAACAACAACUGGAGAUGUCUGUCUAUGUCUCCAUGCUGUUUGAGUGUAGAGAGAAGCCCUAAAAGCAGCAAAAGAACAUUUUCCCUGGUCCCAGAGGGUUACCUAGUUAAACGCAGAAGAAUUGGAAGUAAUGUUGCACCAAAUCAAAAUUUUGCUGCGUUUCCGGAUGCAAACUCUCCUUCAACUUCACAAGAGGAUCCUUCUGCAUCAUCAUCUCCACCGUCAUCUUCACCCUCAUCAAGUUCACCAUCGGUAUCUGAUGAGUCAGCAUUUGUGCCUGAGCUAGAGAAGUUAGUUCGGAGUUGUCCCCACAUGGAAAACUUUGAAUUGAACUGUUCAGGCUUCAGGUCUGCCUUUAACAAGUACUUCGGUGUCCACCCUACCACCUGCACAUCAAGCCCAUGCAUGUUCUCACUGACUGUUGGAGAUCAAGAACUGAUGUGUAUAGGAAGAUGGAAAUAUCUCAAAUCCUUGCAGCUAACGUCAAUACCAGGAGUAAACCAAGGACACUGUCUACUAGCAAUAGCCAAAGGCUGUGUGUCUCUGGAGAAGCUUUCUAUUGCUUGCCUUGGUCAGAUAGCACAUUGUUUGUAUAGGAGUGGUCUUUUGGCAGCUUUCCCAUUUUUCUCACAGCUCAAAGAUUUCAGACUAGAACAUCCGUACUUGAAGAUCGAUGACACGAUGCUGACUGCCAUGUCCAGAUGUUCUACCUUGGAAAGAGUUUGCAUCAUUGCCAAAAAUGGAACAAUGGACACAGAAGGAGUCAAGGAUUUUUUUGAAAAGGUUGAAAAGCUCAUCUGUUUUCAGCUGUAUACAGGUAGAUCUCUGAGUGUCUGCAGAGGUCUGCAAGCUUAUCUCAUCAGCAGGUACAAAAAGAGCCGUCCAGCCAUAUGUGUAUGUAUACACCCCUUGCUGAGUGGAGGCCUUCAGGAAGCCAUAGCCCAGUUACCAGACCAACACAUUGAUCAGAUGACCAUUCUUAAAUCAACUGUAUCAAUUCGACCACUAGACUGGAAUGCUCUUGGAUGA
This is a messenger RNA of Candidula unifasciata, 1169 nucleotides long. The record is from the annotation of a GenBank genome assembly. NCBI's taxonomy places the organism in Eukaryota, Metazoa, Mollusca, Gastropoda, Stylommatophora, Geomitridae.